AUGACCGAGAAGCGCAAGCGCAGCGAGGAGUCCGACACCUCGGCCCCUUCUGACCCGGUGGACAAGCUGCUGGCUGGCCUGCCGGAGGUGAAGCGCACCCGCGGCGGGCGCCGCAAGGCGCAGGCUGCACCUCCUGUCGAGGAGCCUGCCGCCGUGGCGGAGUCUCCGGAGGUGCCGGCCGACGACAAGAAGGCCGACAAGCCGGCCAAGAAGGCCGGGCCGCCGAAGUUCAUCGUCUUCGUCGGGAACCUUCCCUACAAUGUCAAGGCCGAGGAGGUUCGCGAGGAGCUGUUCAAGCCGCUGGUGGAGUAUGUGCGCGAUGUGCGCGUCCGCGCGGAGAAGGGCUUCGCUUUCGUGGAGUUCAAGAACUACACCUCCUACAGCAUGGCCAUCCGCAUGAACAAGACCUCCUUCAAGGGGCGCGAGGUCAAGGUCGAGGCCACGGUCGGCGGCGGCGGCAACAGCGCCGCCCGCAAGCAGAAGCUCAUGAAGAAGAAGGUGGAGAUGAACAAGAAGGUCCAUGUCCAGCUGAAGACCAUGCUGGACGACUCGCGCCUCAAGGGGGCCAUCUCGCGCGCCACCGCCGCCGGCAAGCUCCCCGAAUCGUCGUAG
Fonticula alba is the source of this 612-nucleotide messenger RNA. RefSeq lists its product as hypothetical. NCBI's taxonomy places the organism in Eukaryota, Rotosphaerida, Fonticulaceae. The record is from RefSeq and is a predicted model, not a curated record. The coding region runs from base 1 to 612 and encodes 203 amino acids. Gene Ontology annotation, molecular function: RNA binding. The transcript has a single exon.